AUGUUAGGGACGGGUUCAGCGGCGUCAGGGGGCGCAACGGACGCGCGUUUCCCGCCGUCGAAAGCUGUGAUCCUCAUUGGCGGACCCAAUCAACCGGGCAACCACUUCCGACCGCUGUCGCUCGACCUGCCAAAGCCUCUUUUCCAACUGGCGGGGCGAGAGAUGCUCUACUUCCACGUCGAAGCGUGUGCCCGCGUGCCGAACCUGCAGGAGAUUUUGAUGAUUGGGUCCUACGACGAAGGGCUCUUCUCGCGCUUCUUUGACUCGGUCUGUCGCCACUUUAACGUGCAGAUCCGGUACUUGCGCGAAGACAAAGCGCUGGGCACAGCAGGCGGCAUCCGCUUCUUCCGGCACGAGAUCUUGGCCAACGACCCCGUGAACCUCUUUGUGCUGCACUGUGACGUGUGCUGCUCGUUCCCGCUGAACGAGAUGAUGCACUUCCACUUGAAGCACAGGGGCACGUGCACGGUGCUGGGCAAACGCGUGUUUCACGACGAAGCCAAGAAGUACGGCUGUCUAGUGGCAGACCCUGUAAGCAAGGAGAUCCUCCAUUGGGCCGAAAAGCCAGAGACGUUCGUGAGUGACAUUAUCAACUGCGGUGUCUACCUCUUUGAUGUAUCGCUCAUGGACACGAUCGUCCGCGUCGGCGACAAGAUCAGUCAGCAGCGACUGCGCAGCGAGUCCAACUCGGAGGCCAAUACGCAGCACGACCUCAAGAAACUCUUUCCUGAAUUCAGUAACCGGGACAACCUCCGACUCGAGCAAGAUAUUUUGCUGCCUCUUGCUGAUCAGCACUGCCUCUAUGUACACGAGCUCGGCGACUUUUGGUGCCAGAUUAAGACGCCUGGAAUGGCAAUCACAUGCUCGGAGCUUUACAUGCAGCGGUUCCGGUUUACAAAUCCUAGUGUUCUGAGCACAACGGGCGGGAAAUUGUCGCCAACAAUUGAAGGCAACGUGGUCAUAGACAUCUCGGCGAACGUGCAUCCGACGGCAAAGUUGGGUCCGAACGUGACGAUUGCAGCAGGCGUGGUUAUCGGAGCGGGAGUACGGGUUGCUCACUCGAUCAUUCUUGAGGGUGUGACGAUCAAGGACCAUGCGUGUGUGCUCUUUUCCAUCAUCGGCUGGAAUUCCAUCAUCGGUCAGUGGGCUCGCGUCGAAGGACAGCCACCGAACGCCGCGCAGAUCCAGGUGCAUUCGGCAGAGACGUCGCUUGUGCGCGACGUCACUAUAUUCGGUGUGUCCGUCGUUGCGAACCCAGAGAUCAUUGUUCGCAAUUGCAUCGUGCUGCCGCACAAGACUCUCACGCAGAGCUACCACGAUGAAAUUCUACUGUAA
Messenger RNA from Hyaloperonospora brassicae, 1335 nucleotides. NCBI's taxonomy places the organism in Eukaryota, Oomycota, Peronosporomycetes, Peronosporales, Peronosporaceae. The record is from the annotation of a GenBank genome assembly.